Eleginops maclovinus (Patagonian blennie) is the source of this 3176-nucleotide messenger RNA. RefSeq names its product family with sequence similarity 72 member A (gene fam72a). The coding region runs from base 407 to 856 and encodes 149 amino acids. NCBI's taxonomy places the organism in Eukaryota, Metazoa, Chordata, Actinopteri, Perciformes, Eleginopidae. The record is from RefSeq and is a predicted model, not a curated record. Gene Ontology annotation, cellular component: cytosol. The transcript has 4 exons.
AGUUGUAAACAAAGCUGACAGCUAUUUGGUUAGCUGCUACUAUAUUCGAAUGGAUGCUGAGCCAGUCGUCUAAAACAGACUGGAUAUUUACCGAUAUUGUGCAUUUAUCAAUAAUACAGCUAACCACUUUGUUUUAAAUAUAUUUAGUUUCCAGUGUUUAUGUAUUUUCUCGCGUUGCUAAACAACCUGACGUUAGCUGCCUUCCGUUUUUCUCGUUAGGAAAAGGCUAACGUUUGCACAAGGACGUCAGUGCUAGGUUAAAGCCUUCGAACGUAACGUCAAAUUGAGUAUACAUAUCCCGAACUAAUAGUGAGUAACAGCACUCCUCGAUUCUUGUUUUUCUGCUGCAUUUGCUUUCUGGGGGACAGAAAGAGCGAGAGAGUUCGUCCAUUUUGGCAGGACAACAAUGUCUACAUCCAACGCUAAUUUCAAAAACAAGUGUGUGAGCCAGGUGAACUGCAUAUUCUGUGAAAGUCUGCUCUGCACAAGAGGCAUGAAAGCUGUGCUUCUUGCAGACACUGAGGUUGAGCUUUUUUCGACUGAUAUUCCUCCCAAUAGAACUGUUGAUUUUGUGGCCAGCUGCUACUCUACUGAAAGCUGCAAAUGCAAACUGAGAGACAUCGCAUGUCUCAAGUGUGGUAAUGUUGUGGGAUAUCAUGUUGUUGCUCCCUGUAAACCCUGCCUGCUCUCCUGUAACAACGGCCAUUUCUGGAUGUUCAACAGUGAUGCUGUAUCUACUCUCAACAGACUGGAUGCAACAGGUCUAAAUCUGCUCCUGUGGGGAGACCUUCCUGAACUGGAUGACAGUGAGAAUGAAGAAUCAGAAAGCCCAUCAGAGGAGGAGUGUAUUAGGUAGGGAGGGAAAUGGACAAUGUGAGACACAUGGUACGCCAACGUUUGAGGUGGCGCUAAGGGUGGACAAACCGUGCUUCAUAUAAGAGAGAAAAUACAUGUUUCAAAGGGUUAUUUAAUAUCUAAUGAAAUCAGACAGAAAAGAGCCGUUGAAGUGCUUUGAAUUCAUUAAAGACUCAAACCAAGGUGCACAAUUGGCCACACCCCAAUCAGUGAUGUCACAGCAGGUGUUUUGCCUUUGACAGCUGAUGGAAAAAACACCUGCUGUGACAUCACUGAUUUGGAUUUGGACAGAAACACAACUUGUUCCAAACAGCACAAGUUUUUGGCCCAGUGUAAUUUACUGUUGAAUUUCACUUUACCAUUCCUUUCCUGAUCCCUUUACACUGUUAAAAGCACACAAUGUCACACAAGCUCUUUACUCCCUUUCCUCUUCUCUGAACAUCUGCAUGGGCUACUAUCACACAUGUGGCUGAAGUAUAAAAUGACAGACACUAGAUUUCUUAAUCUAGUGCAUUCUACUUUUCAUCUCAGUCUCCCCUGAGCUCAUGAUUUUGAUCGAACUCAUCAGAUGUUUGGGGUGUACUUUGAUAGGGCAUUGGAACUUUUUAGCAAAUGCUGUGCUUUUUGCUUUCUGAUGACGAAACCACUAUUCGCCUACCUUCAGUUUAAUGGCAGUUAUAAUCUGUACAUUGAAUAUGCUGUGAUACGCAAAAACUCCCAUAAGAGUUAUGUCUUAAGGCUUGUAUUCUCUUCGUGUGGCUGGGUGCUGUCUGAAAGCUGGGGUGCUUUCGGAAUCCUCGAUAUUGGAGAAAUAGCACAAUGAUUGAAUGAUACAUGUACAGAAUACACACAUAUAUAUAUAUAUUGAGUUUAGGUUACCUCACGAUCUGACGUUCUAUCAGUGAUACAUUUUGAUAUGCUAAUACAGUGUUUGUAACACAAUUGACAGCAGCAGUGUGAGUCUGACUGUAGCAGUAUCCAAUACUAACAUACUAACUUAUGCAGAGGAUGAGCUUCCACAUAGACCUGGAGCCGCUGGAUUUUAAAGUUUAUUUUGGUAAGAGGUCAAAAAACACGCUCCUAAAUAAAUGAUAUAAACUGGAAUGGGAGCUGACGAAGGUGCAAGACUCCAUAAGUAUCCAUGUGGAUCAUAAGCAAAAUGACAACAUGAGUUCUGAAUGGAUUUCAGUGUCUUUUGUGACAUUACAGUUCAGUUUCAUGUAGCAGAAUAGUUGUAGCACCUGAGAAAAAGAAAAGUAAACUCCAAAGAAUCAUGGAACAUUUCAUAUCAAGCCGACAGACUGCUUCCCCUUUAAAUAAUAGUUGAAUGUCAUUUUUGGCCAGCUUGUUGAAUUGCAUUUCAAAAUUUUAAGAGAUCUGUUGUGAAGUUAACCCUAUAUAUUGUAUUGGCCUUACUGAUGCUGUGAUUGCUGUUACUGAACCUUUGUUAAUCUGUGAACUCGAGGUUGAUGCUGUAUGUUAGUCCUUUGUCACCAGCUCAGUCUGUUGUGAAAGACACAAGCUUCAACAUCCCACAGUCACAAGGGACUUUACUCAAAUCAGUCCUUUUUUGGCAGUGCCAUCCUUCUGCUCUUGUUAUUGUUUCACUGCUGUGCCCUGCUGAUACUCUGAUGCUGUCUUAAAGUAACAGUCCUCCUGUGAGUGAAUAGGAUUUGCCUGCAAUGCGGGCAAACAUAUAAUUAUACUUCUUACCUGAAGGAAAUGGAUAUAGGUAAUUUUUUAACUGUAAUUGGCCUCUGUGUUUAUCUAUGCUAUUUAGCUGUGGAAAAAUACAGAGAAAUGUUGUCCAGAUUUUCACAUCCUUCACUUUAAAGUAACUGACCGUCUGAUACACUUGCACACCAAAUACUGUUUAUGUGGUAAACUGAUAGGAUACAGUUAAUCAGCUCCAUAUUUAUUAAAUCAACAAACCAAAUAUCUAUAACCACAUACUUCCUUUUUUUGUUUACAAUCUUUGUUUACAAAUGCCUUGGUACAGUACUUAUGUUUCGGUUCAGGUAUUUGUUUUUUCAUUUGUGAUGUAUUGCUUUGUUUUGUAUGUUUUUUUAAAGGUUAGAUGUGUACAGUUUUACCUCAAGAAGGUAUCACUUGCGAGCUUCCUCUGGCUAGGACAAUUGUCAUGAUAAUCAUUAAAAACAUUAUUUAAAUUGCUGUUACUGACGUGAAUACAUUUUAUUAACAUGCCCUGCUGAGAAAUGUAUAUUUUGGAAUUGCACUGAAACUGCAUUGGUAGUUUAACAUGAUUUGUUGUUUUGUAUGCUUGUUAAAUUAAUAAACUUUUUUUUUCAAAAUAUCUUAAA